Molecule: messenger RNA, 533 nt
Organism: Sipha flava (yellow sugarcane aphid)
Lineage: Eukaryota; Metazoa; Arthropoda; Insecta; Hemiptera; Aphididae
Product: U6 snRNA-associated Sm-like protein LSm6
Exons: 3
Coding region: 176-418 (80 amino acids)
Biological process (GO): maturation of SSU-rRNA; mRNA splicing, via spliceosome
Cellular component (GO): nucleolus; U6 snRNP; U4/U6 x U5 tri-snRNP complex
Molecular function (GO): RNA binding
Source: RefSeq, a predicted model, not a curated record
UACGCCGAACACAAAUAGUUUGCGGUAACGGCUACACGGCGUUUUUUUUCAUUACUACUAAAUUGAUUCAUAAAAUCGUUAUUGAAGUCGAUCGAAAUCUCUUACAACAUUUACAUUUGAUCCGUUCUACUUCAUUCGGGUACGAACCAUUUAACAUAACUUUUAAAUUAUCAAAAUGAGUCGCAAAGAAGCGUUGACACAGUUCAUACAACAGAUCCAUGGUCGUCCAGUUGUAGUGAAGUUGAACAGUGGCGUCGAUUACCGAGGUGUUAUGGCCUGCAUUGAUGGUUACAUGAACAUAGCUCUCGAGCAAACAGAAGAAUAUAUAAAUGGAGAACUUAAAAACAAAUUCGGAGACUCUUUUAUUCGUGGUAACAAUGUUUUAUACAUUAGUACUCAAAAAAGAAAAGGAGCGUAACUUUUUUCAAAAAAUGUAUUCAAUACUUUUAAUUCCUAUGCUUACUUGUAAGAUUAGGUUUACACAAACAGUGCAUUUAUUUAUAUGUUUGUUUAAUAAAUAUUAAGCGUAAAUA